CUUCGGAGGAAAUGGAAAACCUGACAAUGGCAAAGAAAGUGUGAAACUUAAAGAAGAAACUGCUGAAUCGUUAACUUCAACCAUGACUGGGUGGCUCAGCUUUGGAGGUGGAAGCAAAAGUGAGACAGAAGAGGAACAAGAAGCAGAUGAAGACAAAGAACCCACAGAGAAAUUCAGGAGCAGGAGGAUGUCCUUGGACCUUGAAGGCAGCCAGUUGCAGGAAGAGGAGAAGAAAGAGAUGGGGACUUUAGGUUGGCUGGGGAAUGGGCUGUCAAGCACACUGGGGUUUGGUUUGACCAGUCAGGAGUCAAGACAGGAGAAGGAGGAGAAGGUGCAGGCUAAUUCUUGGUUAAACAUGGAGAUUGGAGGUAUUCUAGGUUUCAGGAAAGAUAAAGUUGGAGAUGAAGAAAACAAAGAAAGUGAAUCUAAGGAGGCAGAAAUAGUCACAACUUUAGAGCAACCAACAGGAUCGCAGAAUGUGGAUCACAGUGAAUCAGAGGAGGAAAUUAUUAAGACAAGCAAUAAUUUAAAGGAAGUGGAAGAACUGUCAGAAGACCAAAAUAUCCCAUCUACAGAACCACUUAAUGGUCAGAGUGUUGAUAGCAACACAGAUAUUUCAGACAGUGGGAUAAACAGCGAUUUCCAUGAAGAGGCUGAACCCACAGUUGAUAACAAAGAUAUUUCUCCUGAAAGGAACUUUGAAGAAGAAUCUCAGGCUUUAGCAGAAUUACCCCCCAGUAAAGAUGACGAUGACAAUAUAGAAAAAAGCAAAAUAAAUGAGGAGAGAUCUGCAGAAAGGGAAGAUGAAGACGCUGUGAUUCACAAACCAAUUGGAAAUGAACAUAUGGAUAAUAGCAGGGAGUCAGGAGAGGAAGAAAGAAAAACUCCAAGUGCUAUCAGUCAGGAUUCAACACCACCAUCUGAAACACCAUCUGAAAGCAUUUUGGGCCCUGAUCUGGUCAAGGAAGAUGAAAAAGACCAGAUGGAGAACAAGAAAUCAGAAAGUGUGGAGGAGGAAGGGGCAGAAAUCACAAAUCAAACUGAUAACACAGAAGAACCCACAGAAAUGGCUCUUAAAAUCACCAGGGGUGACGAUAAUAAAGGAGAAGUCAGUAAUGAGGAUACAGAUUUACCUGAAACUCAGACUGAGGAGCUGAACGGUGAUGUAGAAGACAGUAGCACAGAGAGCCAGCCUCACGUACCGUCAUCUAUGGAGAAACACGAUCCAGUUCCAGCUGAGAAUGAAAGUUUUACUCCUUGUAGUGCUGAAACAAAUGAUGACAAUUCAGAUACAAUAGCUCUUUUUGAUAAUAACACAGAAGCAGAGACAGUUCAUGGGGAGUUAGAGAAGGAGGGAGAAACUCUGAGCUCACAGGAAUUUGAUUCACAGCAUAACCCUGGUAGAAGCACUCAAACCAUCCCAAAAGAUAGAGGAACAAGUGCACCAACCACAGAUCAGACCUCCGUGUCUCCAGUGAUGGAGCAUGUUAACAAUGAAAGCGACAGUGAUGCAGGCAAGCUAAAGGAAAUUGUUGAAGACAACAUAAAUGAGUCCCAGCAGGUUAAAACAGAGAUAGAAGCAUCAGGCACUAAAGAAGAUGAUUUAAAUGAAAAUAACUUCAAGUCAGUGAUCAGCUCUGAAUUAGAGGCUGGAAAAGAGGAGGAGUCAAAGGAUGGGGGGAAUCAAGGGGUGAUGAAGGUGGAGGAUAACGAGGAACUGGAGGAUUUAAAGGAGAUAAAAGAGCAAAAGGGAGAUGAGAAGGAGAGUAAUGAGGCAGAAGUGGAGAGCAUGCAGGGAGAGGUGGAAGACCUAAAGGAGGCUAACAAACAGUUGAAUGCAGAGGAGGAAAAACACCCCAAGGUGGAGGAGUUAGUGGAAGAAGAGGAACUGGUGGGUCUAGAGGGAAAAGAGAAGAAAGAAGGUGAAGGGGAAAAGGUGAAAGAGCAAAAGGAAGAUGAGGAAGAAAAGGAGUCUAAUGAGGCAGAAGUGGAGAGUAUGCAGGGGGAGAUGGGAGAGCUAAAGGAGGAUAGAAAACAGCUGCAGAUGGAAGAGUUACCAGAGAAGGAAAAAGAGGCCAAGGUGGAGAUGUUACAGAGGGAAGAAGAACUGGAGGGUGUACAGGAAAAAGAGAAGAAAGAUGAAGAAGGAAAAACAGUGCAGUCUUCUUAUUAUGAGGCAAAGAUCCCGAGCACCAUGAACACACAAGAGACAGAAACCUAUGACAAAAAUACACAAGGUGAGAAUGGCUCAGGAUCAUCUUUCACUGAAAUAGUCACACAGGUUGAAAGCCACCAAGAUGUGGAAGGAAGAAAUGGGGAGGAUGGAGAGAAAAAACAAGCCAAGGCAGAGGAGCUAAAGUUUGAAGAAAAUGACCGAGCAGAGGUUGAAGAAGUGCAUCAAGAGGAGAAUGAGGUGGAUGACAGCUUUAAAUGUUCAAAUGAGCUUUGCCCUCAAGUGCAUGAAGAAAAAGCUGGAAGUGGUUUAGAGGAAGGAGGUGAAGGAGCAAUACAAACAGAGAAGCUAAAGGAUCAAGCAAACACACCAGGAGAGAGGCAGAUGAUAGACUCGGAUGAAGAAACAGCAAAUAACACUUCAGAGGAGGCAGAAAGCACUCAUGCAUUAGGACAGGAAGAUAAAACGGAGUCUGGAGACACUGAAAGUAGCAGCAAAGCAACACAACAGUUAAACUCCGAUCAACAGACGCACACAGAGAAGGCUGCUGUUGUAGUGGAGGAUAAAGACACUGAUAUAAAAAUGAGGGAAAAUGUUGGUAAUGGUAGUGAAUCCUGGCAUGAGGGAGGAAGGGAGCCUUCAGCCCCACAUAGUGACCCUGCUAAAAGUCAGUCUGUGACAUCUGAGCAAACUGCCCCAAGUGUGUCUGAUGAUGCGUCCUCACAUCCACCUACUGAUCAGAGUGGGGAGACGGCAGAGAGUAAAACCAGUGGAGCUUUUGGUCUUUUAAAAAACCCCUUUGGUGUUUUCAGCCAGAAAUCUACCACCGAAUCCGACGGGUCCGCCGAACCAGCCCAGAGCUUCAGUACUAGUCCAGGUGAGGCGUUGCACUCGCAAGACUCUUUAACUCCUGAACAAGAACCAGAUUCCACCACUCACCACCUUGAAGUUGUGCGCAAAGACUCUCCCACUAUCACAGAGCAGCCACAGCUUCAUCCUUCCUCUGCUGAGAUGACAAGAACUCUCUCCAAACAUUACAAAAACCUGCUAGCUCACAUGGGUGCAGAUGAGACAGCUAUUUCGCUAGAGCUUUUUGGGCGACACAAGCUUCAGUUUUUGGAUUACAUUUUAUCCAAUUCAGACACCAUGUUGUACAAACCUGAUGAGGAGGAUGAAUCUAUAUUGUCAGAUGUAGAGAGACUUCUGUAUCAUCACAAGGAGACGCUGAUUGCUCCUAGCCUGACACUCACUGAUGCACUGCAGGAGGACAAAGAAAAGACCCGAAUGCUUAUGGCGCUUCAAAAACUGGAAACACUGUUGGGAAGAGUGAGACAGACUUUCAACACAAGACAGACCAACGACCGUAAUCAUCAAGCCGAGGCCAGCUGUGUUGGCGUCUCUUGUUCAAAUCAUAGAAAAAAUAAGAAAGCGAACACUGAGGAAGAGGCGAAGACGACACAAGAUCCAUCCAUCCAGAGAGAUGACUGGAUGAUAAUGAAAGAAGGCAAUAACCAAGUGGGUGGUGGUGUAGGAAAAGAUGAGAUAAGAGGAAAAAAACUCGAAGAAGCAUCCCUUCCUCAUGUUCAGCCAGGAUCACCAGAGAUGCUGAAAGGAGUUAUGAAGCAAAUUCUGGACUUCGUUUAUCAGAUGGCUGAAGACUCUUACGCCCACACUUGUGCAGCGAGGGAGCUCCUCAUAUGGCUUACUGUGCAGGUGGUAUCGUCUCUGCCCGAUGACUUAAGACCUGGGCCAGACCUGUAUGGUGUACCAUGGGAACCUAUCAUUGUCUCUGGCCUGUUGGGCCUGAUGACAGUUCUGUUGUUCACCUGUAGAUGUUACAGCUCUAUAAAAAGCAGAAUUUAUCGACGUAGAGAGCAGGGGAUGGCAGAACAGGUUGCACAGCUACUGGAUGAGAAAUCCAAAGUCCUUGAGAAUCUGAGUCAGUGUCAACAAGAGUAUGACAACCUUGAGAGUUCACUGAGGGACAGCGGUGUCUUGGCUCAGACUCAGAAGACAGAACAACUGGAGGUCAAAGCCAGACAGUUGGAGCACUCCAAACAAGAGUUGGAGAGGGAUCUGGAACAGCUAAAGGAUCAACUGGACCAGCAAAGGGAGCACAGGAUAGAACAAGAAAGGAGGAUAGCAGUCCUCGAGGACAGCAUGAAAUCCCUUGAAGAUGAAACUAAAGACUUUCAGUCACAGGAAGAGCAGGCGCAGACCACUUUGAAAGUGUACAGCAUGAACAGUGACAGACUACAGAGGAACCUGGAAACAGCUGGAGAGGAGAAUGUAGUGCUAAAGGAGAGCAAUGCUCAUUUGAGGCAGCAAGUGGAGGGAUGGGCAGAGAGAGUGAGUGAAUUGGAGGCAGAGAUGAAAAGGUGUGAGGUUGCUUACAGCGGGAUGAUGCAGGAUGUGGCCACCAAGGAUGAACGUAUAAUGUCCUUAACAGAUCGGCUGCUGAGGUUGAAAGGCUGGGAUUCAGAGCUGGAGGAAGAGGAAGGAGGAGAAAAGGAGACAGCCAAUGGUACGCCAGAAAAAGGAGAGAAGAAUGGAAGAGGGGACAUAACGGACACCCAGGCCCAUCUGCAGAAAGUCCAGAAACUUGUUUAUGCUGCUAAGCUGAAUGCAGACCUCAAAUCCCUAGAUGAGGAUAAGGACAGAGUAUUUGCCAAACUAAACGAUGAAAUCAAAGCAAAAGAAGACCUGCAAUUGAGCAUAGAAGAUAUGGAGAAAGAGAAACUAACUUUGCAGUCGGACGCCGAGAACUACUCGGAUCAGGUCCAACGAUUACAACAGAAACUCCAGAUUAUGACAGAAAUGUACCAGGAGAAUGAGCUCAAACUGCACAGACUUCUGACGGUGGAGGAGAAAGAGCGUCUGCAGAAAGAGGAGAAGUUAAACAAAGCAGACAAAAAUAUUGCGCUGGCGAUGGAGGAACUUAACAACUACAGGCAACGAGCUGAAGAAAUGGAGGAAGAGCUGGAGAAAACCAAACAGUCUUACCAGACUCAGAUAUCAGCACAUGAAAAGAAAGCUCAUAAUAACUGGGUGGCAGCCCGAGCAGCAGAACGAGAACUGUCAGACUUUAGAAGAGACAACGCUCUCUUCAGACAGAAACUGACGGAUACACAGUUUAAACUGGACGCCCUCGACAAAGACCCGUUUGCCUUGAACAGUCUAGCAAGACCAAUGCCUUUCCGAGCUGAAAGGUCACCGUAUGUUCCUUCUCCUCUGGGUCGACCUUCAUCGGAAACCAGACCAUUUCUCUCACCUCCCACGUUAAUGGAUGGACCACCUGCUCGACUGUCUCCUAGAGGUUAUAUGUUUCCAGAACCAGGAGCUCCCAUGUACAGAAGACCUCUACCUCCUCCAGGAGCUCUGGGCCUUUUGCCUCCUCCUGACUCUCUCCCUCCUGGCGUCCUUCCCCCCGGUGUCCUCCCACCUGGUGUUCUCCCUCCCGGCGCCCUCCCUCCUGGCAUCCUCCCUCCUGGCGUCCUCCCUCCCGGUCCACUCCCUCCUCGUGCCCUUCCUCCCGGUCCACUCCCUCCUGGCCCCCACCAUCCUCGGAAUGUCCCUCCAGGACCCUCUCACCCUGCAGACAUGCCAGAUUCCUACAGAGAAAACAGCUUUGGACCUGGUGAACAGGACCAUAGAGAGUCCGGUCCUGAACGCAGGACUCCCCCUGAAGCAGAUCCAAGGAUGGGUCCACCAAUGGGUCCCAUGGAUGGUCCCUUUCCUCGCAGAGCCCCUUAUGGACCCCCACCUCCUGAUUUCUAUGCUCCCAGGGGACCUGGGGGACUUCCCAUCAGGCCUAUGUGGGUUCCUCAACCUCCAGGAGUGAUGGCCCCUCCUCGAUACCAUCCUAGUGGAGCUCCCCUUCCUGCUGGUCCUCAUCCUCACAUGCCCUCUUAUGCUCCCAAUAUGCGACCCCCUUCUCCCGACGGCCACCCACCUUCUUCCAUGGGCCCUCCCCCACCUCAUCAAUCCCUCCCUUCCGCACCACAAAGCCAGUCUCCAGAGAACGCAACCUCACCUGAAGACGCCAUUUGAGCCUGACUGAGUUUCUACAUCAGCUGUGAGACGAAGAACUUCUGGUUAAUGUUUAACGUGGACAGUGUAGGGCAGAUUGCUGGUUACCCUUUUUCCAUAAACAACUAUUUAUUCACCAGAAGGAUGUGUUUAUUGAAUAGUGUUUGCAGGGGAGAACAUCCUCCUUCAUUGGCCUGUUUUCUUGCUGCUUGUUGUCCAAUGACAUUAUUUCUUACGUCUUUGUUAUUCCCUCGCCUGUUUCUCUCACCAUUUACAUUCUCUAUGAGGAAGCUGAUGUUAAAGUAAACUCGGCCUGGACUGUGUGUGUCACAUGACCCCAAAAACAGCUGCCCGUCGUCUAGUCAGCGUCAGAGGUUUUUGAUGGGAAUACUUCACCGAGAUGAAGGAGAGAUUUGAAUAAUCAUAGCAUGUCUGUCAUGGCAAAAACACAACUAGCCCUGAAAUAGUUUUUGUCUGUCAUCAUCAGUAUAAUUUAAAAAAAAAAAAGUAGCUGGUUAGCAUCUUGUUGUUGGAUUUUAUGACACUUCAGUCCGAACACGUUAAGCCUGGUUUUGCCUGCGACUGAGCUGAGUUGAUCUUGAACUCAAAUGAGACUGCUUUUGGUGAAAUGUAUCAGAGUUGCAUAAUUGAAUUUCACUGACUUCCCUGUGGGAAGUGGGAGAUUUUUCUUCUUAUUUCACAGUGAGUGAAGCAGUUGAACAGUGCUUUUGAUCAUGUUACAGUGACUUUAAUAUGGCCUAGACUUUGAAAAACAUGGCUUAUAAUAGCUGCUCAUGUUUCCCUGAAUAAACAGUCACAGGAGUGAGUUUAAUAGACUGACUGGAACAGAGGAUACCUUGAUGUGAAUUUUGUAAAAAGUGAUUAUUGCUAGAUUAAUAAAGACUUGAAUUGUCAGUGUCAUCAUAUUUACUAAUGUAAGUUGUUAUGCAUACAGCUGUAAAGUCAUCAGGAGAAACAAAACAUUAGAAUGUAACUUUUUUUAAUAAAUUUUUAAAUUGUUUUAAAUUUGACACUUCUGAAAUUGCAAAAUAUACUUUGAUUUAUUUUAACCAUGACUGUAUACAACAGUUUAUCUCAACGUCUGGUGAUUUAUCACAUGAUACAUUUCCAGAAUAUAAAAAAGAUGCUCAGAAAAAUCUGAAAAUAAAGGUUUACUUCUCCA
Messenger RNA from Neolamprologus brichardi, 7385 nucleotides. Lineage: Eukaryota; Metazoa; Chordata; Actinopteri; Cichliformes; Cichlidae. The record is from RefSeq and is a predicted model, not a curated record.